AACGAAUUCGCGGAGUUACCAAAUAGUCUUGAUAAGGGUUGGUAGGGUGACGAUCGCGGCUUCCAUAAUUUGUUACGUUAUUACUUAUUACCAUUAGUUUUUCCAUGAAUGCUAUGUAUAUUUUUAUCGAACACAAAAAAUACUUGAUUGAUAUUUAACUUAUUUACUUAAAAAUGUCUUAAAAUUAUAUUAAAAGCUCAAUAAAUUGGAUAUACUUUCCAUGCAAAUAUGGAUAAAGCAAGUUUUCUCAAGAAAAAAAUAAGACCUGGAAAUCUUGACGUUCAUCCAACAGAAAAAGCUUUAGUUGUUAAUUAUGAUGUCGAAGCUCUUAUAUUGGGAGAACUUGGGGACCCUAUGUUGGGAGAUCGUAAGGAAUGCCAAAAAAUCAUUAGACUCAAUAGUCUCAACAAAGAUACAAAUGUUAGACUUUUAGCUAUGGAUGUAAUUAAACAAUGUUCUUUGAUUCAUUCGUCAAAAUUACCAGAAGUAGAGCAACUUAUUUAUUACCUUCAAACCAGACGAAUAAACAAUGAUGACAAUGAAGGUGGAAAGCGAUUUCCUCGACCUAUGUCUUCAAGUUCACUGAGUGGAGAGUGUGGAGAAUCAGAGCGUGCAAAUAUCAGUAACAUUGAUGCUUAUAUGGAAUUAUUAUAUGAAGAAAUACCAGAUAAAAUUAAAGGAUCAUCAUUAAUUUUACAACUAGCAAGAGUACCAGAUAACUUGCUUGAAUUGACCAAAAAUGAAUCUUUGUUGAGUGUAUUAGCAAGGCUUUUACGGGAGGAUUGGAGAAAAAGUAUUGACCUUGCGAUAAACAUAGUCUACAUUUUUUUCUGUUUUUCAACUUAUAGUCAAUUUCAUAAAGUCAUUGUUGAAUGCAGGAUUGGCUCUUUAUGCAUGGAAAUUGUUGAUUAUGAGUUGGGACGUUAUGAUCAGUGGAAAGAAGAUUUUGAACAACGUAGAAAGCAUUUUGAAAAAACUACUGGAAUGUCAAUGGUACUUGUUUCAAACAUGGAAGGUUCAGAUAAAAAAUUAAAAAAUGUUGAAGAUGUAUUAAAUUCUGAAGGUCCCGUUGAAUACAUAGUAAAAGGUCAUACAGAUGAAAAAAAUCAGAAUGUUUCUGCAGCCGAUCUCAAUAGAUUAAAAGAAGAUUUAGAAAAAAACAGAAACAAAUUUAGAGGAUUAACAAAAAAACAAGAACAAUUGCUCAAAGUUGCUUUUUAUCUACUGUUAAAUAUUGCAGAAGAUAUAGAAGUUGAGAAAAAAAUGAGAAAAAAAAAUUUAGUUGGAAUGCUGAUGAAAAUUUUUGAAAGAUCAAAUACUGAUCUUUUGAUACUUGUUGUAACUUUUCUUAAAAAACUAUCUAUUUUCAUAGAAAAUAUUGAUGAAAUGGCUGAUGGUAAUAUUGUGGAAAAACUAGUAAAACUCCUUCAAAAUAAUCAUCCUGAUUUAAUUUCAAGCAUUAUGAAACUAAUUUUUAAUCUGUCAUUCGAUGUGAAACUAAGAAAUAAAAUGAUUAAGAUUGGUCUUUUACCUAAAUUAAUCAAACUUUUGAUACAAGAUGAAAGUCAAAGAGUUACUAUUCUAGGAAUAUUAUAUCAUUUCAGUAUGGAUGAUAAAGUUAAAGCUAUGUUUACACAUACAGAAUGUGUUCCAUUUAUCACAGAUUUAAUUUUGGAAGUUGAUGAAGAUCAAAUGCAUUCAGAACUGGUAGCACUAUGUAUAAAUCUUGCAAUUAACGGUAAAAAUGCUGAAAUUAUGGUUCAAAAUAAUCGAUUGCAAGGUUUGGUAGAAAAAUCGUUUAGAAUUCAAAGUUCUUUACUCAUGAAAAUUGUUAGAAAUAUUUCUCAACACGAUUUUUUGAAAGAAAAUUUUGUUGAAUUUAUUGGAGAUUUUGCUAUGGCACUGACACAAUCAGAUUCUGAAGAGUUUGUUCUAGAAAUAAUGGGUGUGAUGGGGAACUUAACAUUGCCCGAUUUAGAUUAUUCACAAAUUUUAGAAAGAUGUAAUCUUAUUCCGUGGAUACGUAAAAAUCUUACUCCUGGUCAAGCUGAAGAUGAUUUGGCACUAGAAGUUGUGAUAUUUAUAGGUACUGCAGCAGCUGACGAAGAUUGUGCAAAAUUAAUAUGUAAAGAAAAUCUGCUUCUCUCCUUAAUUGAAUUAUUAAAAGCAAAACAAGAAGAUGAUGAAAUAGUAUUACAAAUAAUUUAUGUUUUUUAUCAAGUAUCCAAACAUGAUUCAACGCGAGAAUUUUUAAUAAGUAAAACAAAUAACGAAGCUCCUGGUUAUUUGAUUGAUCUCAUGCAUGAUAAAAAUUCUGCCAUUCGCAAAAUAUGUGAUGCUUGCUUAGAUGUUAUUGCAUUUUGUGAUAAAGAGUGGUCAGCGAGAAUAAAAGUUGAAAAAUUUCGCUCUCAUAAUCAACAGUGGCUGGAUAUGGUUGAAUCAAUAAAUGCAGAUGCCAUGACAGUUAGUUUGCCCCUUGCUGAAGAAGAUGAAGAUAACUAUGUACCUUAUUUAUCUGGAGAUCUUUUAAAGCACACCAUGCUAUUCCCAUCAGCAAAUGUUGGCAUGAAAUUAAAAUUUGAUGAUGGAGAUCCAUCUGGACUUUCCGAUGCAAUAUCAAGAAUUUCACCCCCUGAAGAAAUGGGUCGAGCUGCUAGUUGGAGCCUCAUGAGUUAAUGAAAGUUUCAAAAUCUCGCAUGUCUACAACUGUGAACAAAAAAUUCUUAUCAUCAUUAGCACCACCUGCCUACUACGUUAUUGUUGUUUUUUAAAUGUUAAUUUACAAGGAGUAGAUGUAUUAGCUUUUGCAACGAUCUACUAAUGAUAUAUCUAGUCAUUAAAUAUAUUCGUCACAUACUUGGAAAAAAUUUAGUUUUUAAGAUCAUCAUUUGUAUUGGAAAUGUGAAAACACUGUAGUGAUUUACAGAGUAAAAUUUUUUAUUGCAUUC
Trichogramma pretiosum is the source of this 2948-nucleotide messenger RNA. RefSeq names its product kinesin-associated protein 3 (gene Kap3). NCBI's taxonomy places the organism in Eukaryota, Metazoa, Arthropoda, Insecta, Hymenoptera, Trichogrammatidae. Gene Ontology annotation, biological process: cilium organization; microtubule-based movement. Gene Ontology annotation, molecular function: kinesin binding. Gene Ontology annotation, cellular component: kinesin II complex; ciliary transition zone; axoneme. The transcript is spliced from 15 exons. The coding region runs from base 229 to 2676 and encodes 815 amino acids. The record is from RefSeq and is a predicted model, not a curated record.